Molecule: messenger RNA, 2631 nt
Organism: Linnemannia hyalina
Lineage: Eukaryota; Fungi; Mortierellomycota; Mortierellomycetes; Mortierellales; Mortierellaceae
Source: the annotation of a GenBank genome assembly
AUGACCGACUACCUUCUGACCCUAUUUUGUCGCGUUGAUGGAGAGGCUACCGAGUUCCCUAUCGAUAUUUGGUCGUCCAAGACAAUCGGUCACCUCAAGCAGCAAAUCUGGACCGAGAAUCCUCACACGUUCAUCGGAGUUGAUGCUAAGGAUCUUACCCUCUGGCAUGUUGUCAUCCCCGCCGGCAAUCUGCACUCUACCAUCACAUCUGAUGCUCUUGACGACGACAACAAGACUGAGUUAGACAAUCCGAGGAAACGCCUCAACGAACUGUUUCCCGAGAGUCCCGAUGAUAACACGUACAUCUUUGUCCGGCGCCCUCCUCGAGUCCAAGCACCCGAAUCUCAUCCUGGUCCACCGCUGUCAGGAGAGGAAUGGCAACAACUUGUAGUACAGAUCGAGGACACCCUCUUCGCACCUGAUUCGGCCAAUUACACAGGCCUCGUCCAGUUCGUUAAAGGUGGUGCGAACAUUCCGACAACAGAAGGAACACUGGGCGGUCUACCCUUUGUUCGUCCCCGUGCAGGCGGAGAAACGAACCUGCCCAGUCUCUUGUUUCUAAACCUACCAGAAUCAGUCGAGACACAGCGCCCUCCCAGUACUGCCGAUAGAGCGCUCGAAAAGAUUCGUGAGCGAGCGAUUCCCCUGUUACCACUCUUCGGUGUCUCUGGAUGUGGGAAAACGAGGACGACGAUCGAGAUGCUCACCAAGAACUGGGGUUUCUAUUUCAACAGAAGCAACACUGAUUGGGGCUCCCGUGAUCUCCUCAGCUUUCUUGAUUUGGUCCGACAAGAAAAGCGAUAUCAACGUCGUGAUUCAGAAAGCAACAUCCACGUUCACAUCCUUGCGCUGGCUCUUGUUCUUACACGUGUCAAAAUUUUGAACCUCUGUCUCGACAUUGCAGAGAGCGAAGAAACGACAUUUACGUGCAAACACUGGAUGCUGCUACAAGUUGCUUUCCGCACGAUGGGUGUCGAGGACCUGUUUACCUUGCUGUUCACAUUGUUUGCGAAAGAAAUCCACCGUCACGCCGUAGGCAUCACGACCAUGAGCGCCUUCGCUCAAGAACGAUUUUCCAGUCUUCGCCAACGCCUUCUGAACCUCACCUUCAACACGCCCACCGAGCGCUUUGGCUACAAGAUCCUUUUGGUGAUCGACGAGGCCCAAAAUCUCAGCGAAGAGGAAUUUGGAAUCUUCCCUUCUCAACGAACACCUUCGGAACCUGAGCGACGAGCCGGAGCUGACCUUCCUAACGUCUAUAAGCGACUGAUCCUCUCCCCCUUGGUUCACGGACUCAACCGGAUCUCUGCCGACGAGAACCAUUUUUGCGUAGUACCCUGUGGGACUGGUCUCAGUAUUUUCGAUAUGGAGUGGUUCGAAGACUCGGCUCCUGUCCCCAAAGGUUACCGAAAGCGGCUUGGGCCAUUCACCGAUUUCCAAGGCUGGGAAUCGCCCGAACAAGUCCAACACUACCGAGAUCUUGUGCGUCGUUCGCUACACAAUGACGAAGCCAGAAUCAUCUUCGACACUCAUGUGCCGGAAGAAUCAAUGCCAGAGCUCUUUGUACGCUUGCGUGGACGUUUUAGGCCCAUUGUAUCCGCUAUCGAGCGUUUGGUCAGCAAUGGCGAGAUCGAUUGGAGACUGGCGAUCAUGAAAACGGAGGAUACGUUGUCAUCGACGGGGUCCCAGUAUUACGGCAAAGGAAACAUCGCCUUCGACAUAUCGCGAAUGGUUCGCAGAGCGCCGCUGGUGGAAGCUUCUGUCGGGCGGAUCUUUAAUUUCGGCGAACAUACGGUGACGGUCCUCGAUGAACCCUUAGCACUGCGCGCUGCCGUGAACUAUUUCCGUCGAUAUGACCCGGAAUUUCACAGUGCGAUCUGUUCGUUGUUCGGUUCAGGACCAAAUGCAUCAGUGCAUGGACACCAAUGGGAAAUGGCAGUGUUGCCUAGCCUGGUACACGUUUUCCACGACAAAAUUCUGUCCAACACAGGUCUGGUUCCAAAGGAGGCGAAAUCGUACGAUCCCAUUCUGGAUUGCAAGGCUGAAAUUGCUGGAUACGUCGACCACCUCGCCCUUGGGAUCGAUUUUAAAGCUUUGUCUCUGGAUGAGUUUCUGGAUGCCCAUGUCCACCACGGUUCACGCAAGGACGGGAAGCGAGUUCCGCCGUUUUACCACCCAGCCGAGACGCCUUCAGGACCCGAUGUUGCAUUUGUUCUUCAUCUCGACAAGUAUGGCUACUGUCCCGUUUUCGUUCAAUUGAAGAUGCGACACAAGAUGACAAUGCCAGAAACCCUGAUUGCGUUCUCUACGGUCAAGGCUGACGCGGCCCAAGGUCAUCUUCAGGAGGCGAUGCUUCAGAGGUAUUGUACCGGUUUUCCUAAGCGGUUCCUUGGCGUUGUUAUUGCUUAUCCGGCCGAGCUUGCAGGCGUCGAGGGCACAUUUCCGGAGGUCAGACGAAGCGAGCGAAUCUGGUCCGCCCAAGGAGACACACCCCAGUGCAUUUCGCUGAGGAUUGACAAGAACAACAUACACGACCUCUUCCCCCAAAACCAUAUGCAGGCACUGGAUAAGCUUAAGGGAAUCAAGCGAGAGUUGGACCGGACUGACGGGGGCCAAGGCGGCGACGAUUAA